Tigriopus californicus is the source of this 1592-nucleotide messenger RNA. RefSeq lists its product as uncharacterized. The transcript is spliced from 4 exons. The record is from RefSeq and is a predicted model, not a curated record. NCBI's taxonomy places the organism in Eukaryota, Metazoa, Arthropoda, Copepoda, Harpacticoida, Harpacticidae. Gene Ontology annotation, biological process: sodium ion transport. Bases 80 to 1222 code for a protein of 380 amino acids. Gene Ontology annotation, molecular function: sodium channel activity. Gene Ontology annotation, cellular component: membrane.
CUAUAGGACGCACUCACACACCACCUAUUAUUCAAUUUCCCACUCAUUUCUGCCUUUGGCAUAACAUUUAUGUCACACCAUGGAAGUUGUCAUCAGAAGAGGUUGUCAGCUUUGCUUGAUCUUAUACUUUAUAUAUCAUCUGGCUCUGUCCAUAUCAAAAUUGCGAAGUGGCGAACUUGGAACAUUGAUCACUCACGAACCCUCGAAAACCCACGAAUUCCCUUCAAUUACAGUGUGCCGUCAUCCCAUCUCGAUCGAUAACAACACAAGUGUUCCAACCAUGGCUCAAGCUUACGAGCAAUGGGAAAAGGAUAGUUUGUUAAUCCUGGACCGACUGUCAAUUGGAAAUAUGCUGAAAUGUCACGCAGCAAUUGGAUUAGAAACAAACUAUUUCGAAACCACCGCGGAAGAAAAGGAUCAAAUCGAUUUCAAAGUGGAUCGAACUUUUAUAGUUUAUCGGAAAGGCGACUUGUUACCAUGUGAAACACUAUCCAUUCGUCAAAACGUAACCAUUUCCAAUGUGAUCAUUCUGGGUUACACACCAUUGGAUGAGGGUCUCGGCAGUGUCUUCCAUAUUCACGAAAAGGAUCAAAUCAUCACUGUUGGCGAUGGGUUCCUCGGAGGUGACGCUUUCUAUGGAACCAACUUCAAGGCCAACUUUGAAUCCACCAUUGACAUCAAGGAACAGGUCUUCAACGCCAAACCUCGCGAUGGAGCCUCUUGUGACGAGCAGAAUCGAAUGAAAAUGAGCAAAUGUAUUAAUGAAUACAUCUCACGAAGCAUGACCUGUCAGCUCCCUUGGACUAAGAGGAAGCAAGGUUCUAAACGGCUCUGUGACAAGUCAACUGAUUGGGAUGACUUCCGAUUCGUUAUGGACAGUUUAUCGGAAAAUGUCACUCUUAACGAAGUGGCUGUGCAAACUGGUUGCCUUCCGAAUUGUCGAUACAAAAAGUAUGACAUUGAGGUGGUGGAAAGAAAUGCCCAACGCAUAAUUUGGUCACCCUCCAAUCUGACCCACACCUUUUUGUUUCAAAUGAAGCAAGCUAUGGUGGAAGUUCACGAGGAGAAAUAUUUCUACGAUACCAACAGCUUUGUUGGUGAUGUGGGUGGUUUUCUAGGCCUUCUACUGGGACUGAGUGUCAUGGACUUGGUGGAUUCAACCCUCUCCUUAGUUUACAAAAUGACUUCCAAAGUAAAAACCAGGGCUAAAGCUUGGUUAUAGAAGCAAGGUGUUGUCGUUGCUUGUUUUCAAAGGGCUGGGCUCAACCUUGUCGUCCGUUGGUAGGUUUGUUUUUGGUCGUCUUUAGUCUUCAGUCCACUAAGCAACUCUGAGACAUGAUGGUUGUAAAAUUUGGAUGUCAGACGAUUCUGCUUUUCGUUUUUGUCUAUCAAAUAAUAAAAUCGUUGAAUAAACUGCAACACGGGGAAUUGGGCACUUCUAUCGUCGAGCAAUCCAUUUCCUCCCACCAGUUGCCAACUAUUGCGCUAUGCCGAAUGCCAACCCUCCGUAAAGUACGAAGAAUCCACGAGAUUUCUAUGGAAAAGGCAUAUCAAGAAAUGGGAAUAGAGGAUCGUCGGACCAUCAAUAGACU